ACAAUGUCGAGCAAGGAAAAAGGAAAGUUUGAAGAAAUGGCUAAAGGAGACAAAGCUCGUUAUGACCGGGAGAUGAAAAACUACGUUCCUCCCAAAGGCGAGAAGAAGGGAAAGAAAAAGGACCCAAACGCUCCUAAAAGACCACCAUCUGCAUUCUUCCUUUUCUGUUCUGAACACCGUCCAAAAAUCAAAAAUGACCAUCCUGGCUUGUCUAUCGGAGAUACAGCAAAGAAGUUAGGUGAAAUGUGGUCCGAACAGUCGGCCAAAGAUAAACAGCCAUAUGAACAGAAGGCUGCAAAACUAAAGGAGAAGUAUGAAAAGGAUAUUGCAGCAUAUCGUGCCAAGAGCAAGAGCGAUGCAGGAAAAAAGGGCCCAGGUCGGCCUGCAGGAUCUAAGAAGAAAGCAGAACCAGAAGAGGAGGAGGAGGAAGAGGAAGAAGAGGAGGAAGAGGAAGAAGAUGAUGAGGAUGAGGAAUAAAUGAAUGUCCUGCUGUAAAGAUUUAUGCGCAAAAUCCAAUAUUUUGCUAAGAAUGUGAACUCAAGUGCAGCUCAUUGUUAACUUCAGUAUAAAAAUCUGUACAGAAUUGUGUAUAGGUAAUGUGGUUCUUUGUAGGGAGACCUCUGUUUUUAAUGUAAGUAGUAGCUGAGGGCUGCUACAGUUCAUUUUUUUUUUUUUUUUACAGAAUAAAAGUUGUUGAAUGUUUCUGCAUAUUUAAUGGUUUUGUUGACAUUCAGUGACUGAUAGCCAGGUGUUUCUUUAUAGCUAAGUAAAACAAAGGAGGUAGCUUAAUAGCUGAUCUUAUAUUUUGUAGAAUAUUGUUGCAUUGUAUUACUUUUUCUAAAAGUUUUGUAAUAAAAUGUUGUACAU
Molecule: messenger RNA, 867 nt
Organism: Acanthisitta chloris (rifleman)
Lineage: Eukaryota; Metazoa; Chordata; Aves; Passeriformes; Acanthisittidae
Gene: HMGB2
Product: high mobility group box 2
Exons: 3
Biological process (GO): regulation of transcription by RNA polymerase II
Molecular function (GO): DNA binding, bending
Source: RefSeq, a predicted model, not a curated record